This is a messenger RNA of Laccaria bicolor S238N-H82, 1701 nucleotides long. RefSeq lists its product as uncharacterized. The record is from RefSeq and is a predicted model, not a curated record. The coding region runs from base 1 to 1701 and encodes 566 amino acids. The transcript is spliced from 5 exons. Lineage: Eukaryota; Fungi; Basidiomycota; Agaricomycetes; Agaricales; Hydnangiaceae.
AUGGACGUGGAACUCAGCCCUAUUGACUGGAGUCUUGACAGUGUCGAUUUCAAGUCACUGUCGACGGUGACUCUGGUGAAUCACAAAUUGAAUUUCGCGCCGUCCAAGGCAUUUUUAGGCAUCAGACGAAGAAAUGGCUCUGCGAUCCAAUCCACAUCUUGGAUUUUCUUCGGCAAGAUCGGGAAAGCUGUCUAUCCUCCGAACAAUGCGCGCCACUUUGGUAAGGUUUUUGUGUCAAAUACCACGACCUAUCCGACCUUGGUUGGUCCUUACUGUAUUUGGAACUACAACAAACGUGGACCAAACUUCGAUGGGUCCGAUAUCAAGGCUGUGUAUAGGGAUCUAUCCAAGACUCUCACAUUCGCAUUCUUGCGCCAACCUCAAGCAGAUAAUCCGAUGCUCAAAGGCCUACGUCGAGACAAGAAUCAUUCCCUCCCCCCACUCCGAGUCCCUCCGGAUGUGUUGUACUGCCCAUACCUUCCUCAAGAGCUCGUCGACAGGGUGAUUGAAUACUGCGCCUGGAAUGAACGCACCUUGCUCGCUUGUAGCUUAGUGAGCCGAAGCUGGGUUACGGCUAGCCGCCGAUAUCUCUUUCGCAUUAUAUGCCUCCACACACAUACUUCCGUGGCUGCGUUUUUGCGCCUCAUAGUAUCAUCCCCUCAUAACAUCAUACCUUUCGUUCGAAAACUGGACAUCAUGGAACUCGACUCGAAAGCAUGGAUGCGUAGUCUCUUCCAUCGACUCCCUUCUUUCCCACAUCUAGAAUGCGUUUCAAUGCAGAUGGUUCCGAACUCGUACCAUUUCAAAUGGGGAUCUCAUUUGUCUAAAGAUAUUCGCAUAGCUUUCACCAACUUGUUCGUUGGCAUCACGAAGCUUGAGCUGAGCGCCAUGUUCUCGUCGUUUUACGAACUUUGUGAACUUAUCUGCUCAUUUCCUCAAUUGCGGUCUCUAGUUUUGAAUGGUGCAAACUGGCAAACUUACUCGGCUUCUGACUCGAUUUUGACUAUCCCAGCUCUGCGGGAUCUAUCCCUUGGGAGGAUUACAUCGAAGCAGGUGCUAAUAACCUGGAUUUUGACAGGGAGUGCUAAGGAGGCGUUGCUAUGUACUCGGAGUACUCGAUUCACAUCCAUUCGAGAGACCGAGGCUCCUGCGGUUGCAACAUACCUACAUGCCAUCGGCCCCUCCUUGGAGAGUCUCGAACUAGAAUUCUCUGGCCGAGAGGCAUUUUAUACAGUGGAAGCAAAUAACCCGAAAUUGAAGGUUCCACACCCGGCUUCCGUUACAUCGACCAACCUUGCUCACAACUCAAACCUGCGACAUCUUCACCUCAGUAACCUAUUAUUAGGAGAAAUUCCGGGUUACCAUAGAAGAGAAUUCCGAAUUAUCCCUGAAAAAUGGGUCGUCGCUAUGCUCUCCCAAGUUUCGUCGCCAUUGGAAGAGCUCCGGUUGACAGUGGUGAUAGAAAAACAUUCAAAGAGGGUCAAGAGCGAGGACAUUACCGCUAUUGCCAACGCUUUGGUCUGGCCGCGGUUUGCUCAACUGAGGCUCGUCUGGUGGGAUUUUGUGCAGUCAAGCGUAUCUGGAGACAGUCAUUGGAAAAUGAACGUUGAGUGGGAGAAGUCCGAGAUUAGAAAGGCAUUCGGAGUGACGGAGUGGAAGGGCAUUCUCCGGAUUUCGGCUGACCGCCGCGACUUGCUAUAA